This is a messenger RNA of Exophiala xenobiotica, 1222 nucleotides long. RefSeq lists its product as uncharacterized. Gene Ontology annotation, molecular function: actin filament binding. The coding region runs from base 104 to 673 and encodes 189 amino acids. NCBI's taxonomy places the organism in Eukaryota, Fungi, Ascomycota, Eurotiomycetes, Chaetothyriales, Herpotrichiellaceae. Gene Ontology annotation, cellular component: cytoskeleton; Arp2/3 protein complex. Gene Ontology annotation, biological process: regulation of actin filament polymerization; Arp2/3 complex-mediated actin nucleation. The record is from RefSeq and is a predicted model, not a curated record. The transcript is spliced from 3 exons.
CUCACUCGGACUGCAUGCGACCACAGAAUGAAUCGCUGAAACCACAAUCUCUCCUCUCGACAUAAACAUUCUCACUUUUCUUUGAGGCCGCCGACAAACAAUCAUGCCGGCAUACCACUCCAUAUUCCUGGGUGACCAGGGCGUUCAGACGAUAGGCAACUUUCCUCUCCUCCCUUUACGCACGAAAACCCGUGGUCCCGCCUAUACCCUACCUCAACUCCCAGCCAACACCAACCCACUCGAUGUCGACCCGGACUCCGAAUCGUACGACUGCCUCGACGAAGUCCUCUCUCUGUUCCGAGCGAACACAUUCUUCCGCAACUUUGAAAUCAAAGGUCCCGCAGACCGCAUGCUCAUUUACGGCAUCCUCUUUGUCUCCGACUGCCUCACCAAAGUCAAACCGACCAUGGACUCACGCAGCGCCGAGAAGGCCUUGAUCAACGGCGCGCUCGAGCAGUUUAGUAUCCCUGGCGAACCCGGGUUCCCGCUGAAUCAGGCAUUCGAGGCGCCGAGGGACAGAACAGAGGCGGAAACGCUGAGAAGUUAUUUGAGUCAAGUAAGACAAGAAUUGGCGAGUAGAUUACAUGCGAGAUUGUACGAUGGUGGAGCGACGGUGCCGAGUAAAUGGUGGCUGAGCUUUACAAAGAGGAAAUUCAUGGGCAAGAGCUUAUAAUCUGUACGGCAACGGGAUGAGUGAGAUAGAGUGGGAGCUCGAGGGGGACGAAUGAAGUUAUGAACUGCGAAAGCAAAUGCACGAGGCUCAAGGAGAAAAAUGAAGAUGUCCAAGGCGGUCGUGUCCAAUUCGAUGGUCUGGUGUUGACACCGUCUAAAUCUCUGUCUUCAUUUCCACGUCUGAUUCCUGUUUCGAGGAGUCCACAGAAGCUUCUACCGUUACAGGAAGGUCGCUCGACGGCUCCGUCUUUUGCUUCUUGAGCGGCGAAUGGGGAGGAGCAUCCUCGAGCGAAGCUGGAGUUCCAGGAGUCUCGGCCUUCGCUUUCUUCCCUCGUGGUGGCCGUCCUCUAGCCUCGACUCUCCCUUCAGCCGGAAGCACUCUUGUAGCUGAGAAGAUGUAUCCCUCUGCUCCGCCUCGUCCGGUCAUGAGCGGAUGUGUUCGGCCAGGCAGAACUUGCCAUUGUCUCACUCGUGCCGUUUGUACCGUUGGCGUCAGUAGCAGUGUUGGGUCGAGCGGGAAAUCCUUGGACGGCACCUGCCUCUGAUCUUC